Eucalyptus grandis is the source of this 1754-nucleotide messenger RNA. Its product is annotated as transcription factor bHLH48. Lineage: Eukaryota; Viridiplantae; Streptophyta; Magnoliopsida; Myrtales; Myrtaceae. The record is from RefSeq and is a predicted model, not a curated record. Gene Ontology annotation, cellular component: nucleus. Gene Ontology annotation, biological process: regulation of DNA-templated transcription. Gene Ontology annotation, molecular function: protein dimerization activity; DNA-binding transcription factor activity.
CUCCAAAUGGCCGUGCAGUAAUCUCGCUUUCUCCCAAACAGAGAAUACACGGCCACCAACGAGAGAAACACACCCCCAUUGACCGCCAUUGCAGCACCGCCGCCGCCGCCGGCCGCCGGCAUUCCCCGCCCCCCUCCGGCUCCGCCUCCUGCUUUAGCCGCUCUCUACUUCCCGCCGAGUUCUCCGGGCCCCUCCAUCUCGCGUCGGCCUCCGCGAAUUCGCUCGCGCGGAGCCUUCCCCUAUUUUCGAUCGAUUCGGCGUGGGUCCCGGCCCGCAUUCCCGCUUGGAAGCUGACUUGGGUCCGGCUCGAUUCGAUCAGCUCCCGAGCCGAUUCCCGAUGGAGCCGUCAUCUCUAACCCUAGCCGGAUCCACCGACGCCGCGCUGGAGUCGGUCCUCACCGAGGAAAUCCGAAGCCUGAUGGCUCCCCCGGAGAGCACCAGUUCCUUCACGGCCCUCCUCGAGCUCCCCCGGACCCGAGCCAUCGAGCUCCUCCACUCGCCGGAGGCGCCCAUUCCCUGGCGUCGUCGUCCCCGGCGGCCCCGCGGGGCCGCCCUUGCGCCGCCUCGGCGGCGACGGCGGGGCGGCUUCGCUUUGGCCGUGGGUUCCGACCUCGCGGCGAGGUACCCCGCCUUAUUCGGAGAGAAGAACGACUCCGUGGAGACGAGCUCGCAGAAGGUGAAGAGCGAGCCGUUGACGGAAUCGGACUCGAACCCCAACUCGUCGCCGCAGCCGCUGGUGUCCGAUCCGACGGUGGAGAACAAGGGGCAGAGGCCGACGAAGAGGAAAGACCGAGAGAAGAAGGCGAAAGCGUCGGCGAAAAAGAGCAAGAACGAGAGCUCGGAAGAUGCGGAGGAGCUUCCUUACGUGCACGUCCGAGCUCGUCGCGGUCAAGCCACCGAUAGCCAUAGCUUAGCAGAGAGGGCGAGAAGAGAGAAAAUAAAUGCUCGGAUGAAGCUGCUGCAGGAGCUCGUCCCGGGCUGCAGCAAGAUAUCUGGUACAGCUUCGGUGUUGGAUGAAAUCAUUAAUCAUGUGCAAUCUUUACAACGCCAAGUUGAGCUUCUGUCAAUGAGACUUGCGGCAGCUAACCCAAGGGUCGAUUUCAACAUGGAUAACAAUUUUGCAGAAAACAUGUCUCUGGUAGACAGUAAUUUCCCCAGCAUGGUUAUGCCGUUCAUGUGGCCUGAAGUUCAGGUUAAUGAAAGCAGACAGCCGUACCAUCAGCAAUGGCAGUUUAGUUCACUUCCACAGCCAGUUUGGGGAAGGGAACAAGACAAUCAUAACUUUAUCACCCCAGAAAAUUCUCUAUUGAGUUAUGAUUCUCCGGCAAAUUCAGUGUCCUUGCACUCUAGAGCAACCGAAAAUGGAGCUAUGAAGGUGGAUUGAGGGUCUACUCGUAGUCUAGUCUUAGUAAUUAGUGUAUAUAUUAGCAAGAUAUAAGAUUACCACUCUAGCAGGAACUAGGAGGCAUCAGAUUCCAUUUAACCUGGGUUUCCAUGCUUCUACCGCAAGUCUUCUUCUAAUUUUGGUCCUAUGAAUUCUUAUAAUUAGCAGCGGAAGGAAACCCAUAUUUCUCCCAAAAUUGGAGUAGAAAUUUCCAUAUGUAAUCUGCAUAUCUGUACUUAUAUCAUUCACUAACUCUGAGGAUGAGUAAGUCAGCCCUUCGUGAGAAGGGAAGACUCAUCCACAUUGUACAAUGACAAAACUCCAAACUACUAUGGAAGUAAAACUCUGUGCCGCGAUGCAUAUUUGCCUA